Trichoderma aggressivum f. europaeum is the source of this 1017-nucleotide messenger RNA. Its product is annotated as transcriptional regulator family: Fungal Specific TF. The record is from RefSeq and is a predicted model, not a curated record. Gene Ontology annotation, biological process: regulation of DNA-templated transcription. Gene Ontology annotation, molecular function: DNA-binding transcription factor activity, RNA polymerase II-specific; zinc ion binding. Bases 1 to 1017 code for a protein of 338 amino acids. The transcript has 3 exons. NCBI's taxonomy places the organism in Eukaryota, Fungi, Ascomycota, Sordariomycetes, Hypocreales, Hypocreaceae.
AUGGAUCAACACCCACGAGGCGCUCACAGCAGUGAUGUACGCCGUACACGCGUAUCAAAGGCCUGUGAGCGGUGUCGCCUAAAGAAGAUCAAGUGUGAUGGUUAUUUCCCCUGUCAAAAGUGCAAAAACAACGGCCAUGUAUGCACCCCUGGCAUCCGCAAGAGAACAAUUCAUGUUGAGUAUAAGCAAGUUCCCAAGAGCUAUGUCGAGUUCCUCGAGACCACUCACUUGGCGCUUAUCGGCAGCGUCCACAAGCUAUACACUAUGAUCCAGAAGAAUCAGUCCUGGGAUCUCGGCGACCCUGAGCUGAAUGACCAGGGCGAACUAGUUAUUCACGAUGUGGCUAAGAAGCUAGGAUGUCUUCGUCCCAAUGGCAAAAUUGAACUACCCAUCCAAUAUGAGCUGCCCACAACAGCUUCCGGCAUGGCAAGAAUCGCGGCUCACCCUGAUCGAUUACAAUAUCGAGACGAGGAAGAGGACGAGCAUGAUGACUACAAAGAGGCCGACUCACCCAUGGAAGACCUCGCUGGUGAUGACUCGCCAUCAUCUGAGCUGAUGCAGAGCAUCGAAACCGAAGUAAACUACCGCAAAGAAGCUUUCGCCGGCUACAAUCCCUCCAUGACACAAUCUCCUCAGAGCCUCUACAGCACCGAUGACUCAGAGCAUAGCCACCCUGGAUCCGAUGGCGUCAACUCAUGCGUUACAACGUCACCGUAUAUUUCACCCAUCACGGACUAUCCCGAUGGCUCCAUGUCCCAAAUGGGGUCGGGGUCUGACGAGAUGACGGCUUUCCUUCAGCCAUACGGACCGACGCCGAAUAUGGGAAUGCUGAACUGGGACCUCGGAGACCCUGACUACAAAGAACUUGAAAGCAAUCUAUCGACGAUGCCAGAAUUUAGUUUGGCGCUGAAUAUCGAGGGCGAGAUGAUAUUUCCCGAAUAUAAUGACCAUUCAGCGUGGCUGUCUCAGACGCUGUCGCAAUGGAAGGAAGAGAACCAGGUCUCCAUGGAGUCGUAA